Messenger RNA from Sclerotinia borealis F-4128, 1248 nucleotides. The record is from the annotation of a GenBank genome assembly. NCBI's taxonomy places the organism in Eukaryota, Fungi, Ascomycota, Leotiomycetes, Helotiales, Sclerotiniaceae.
AUGUUCGACAUUAAGCUCACACAGCUCCCUGUGCUUUUGUCUCUGGCGUGUUCGAUUUUUGCACCCGGAGGGGCUGCAAUACCUACUGCUACCUCUGUUGUCGCUCCUGCUUCUCCCACGGCAUCAGACGCUGCUGAUGUCCUCGCCGCCCAAGCCAUCGCCAAGACAAGAAGUCCGGUAAGUCAUGUCAAGGGAAAAAAAUUCAAACGCUAUUGCUCGCUCUGGUUUGAGAAUACCGACUAUGCGAUGGCGGCUGCAGACCCAAACUUUCGUUUCUUCGCAGAGCGGGGCAUUACGUUGGAGAACAUGUUCGCGGUAACGCACCCUAGCGAGCCUAACUAUUUAGCUGCAGUUGGCGGUGAUUACUUCGGUCUCGACGGCGACCCGUUUACGGUGGUUCCCCACAAUGUUUCCUCAAUUGUCGAUCUCCUCGAGGACAAGGGAAUUUCGUGGGGAUUGUACCAGGAAGACAUGCCGUACACUGGUUACCAAGGAUACGAUUGGGUCAACCAAGAGACCGGUGCCGACGCAUAUGUCCGCAAGCACAAUCCCGAGGUUCUCUUCAAUUCCGUCGCCACCAAUCCCAAACGUCUUGAGCUCAUCAAGAACACCACCAUGUUCCACGCCGACCUUGCAGCCAACACGCUUCCCCAAUGGAUGUUCAUCACCCCUAACAUGACCUCGGACGGCCACGACAGUUCCAUCACCGUCGCAGGCAAAUGGCUCAGAGAAUUCCUCGAACCCCUUCUCGACGACCCGAACUUCAUGGACGAAACGCUCGUGCUCAUCACCUUCGAUGAAAACGAAACCUACGCCGAGCAAAACCGUGUCUUCUCCGUCCUGAUCGGCGAUGCCGUCCCAGAACAUCUCGUCAACACUACCGACUCCACCUACUACGAUCAUUACUCUGAGAUUGCCACUGUCGAAGCCAACUGGGAUUUACACACCCUCGGCCGUUUCGACGUCGGUGCUAACAUUUUCUCCUACAUCGCUGAAUGCACCGGUGACAAGAUUCGUGAGUGGAGCAACGGCGCUUUGGAAAACCGUUACUUUAACUUGAGUUAUCCGGGUAUUCUUGCUGAGAAAGUUGGAUGGGCGCCACAACCUGUCCCAAAUGUUGGAUUGGUCGCUAACAAGAGAACUGUGUUGCCUGCUAUCAAGAAGUAUUGGGAGGGACAGGAUGAGGGCACGGUUUAUCAGGGUCAAUUGGAGAUUCCUGAUGGUUUGAAUCCACCUGAUGAGGCAUAG